AUGUCUCAGCUUGCCCCCGAGCCCGAGUUCGAGCAGGCGUACAAGGAGCUUGUCCUUACGCUCGAGAACAGCACCCUGUUCCAGAAGAACCCCGAGUUCCGCACUGCUCUCAAGGUCGUCUCGAUCCCUGAGCGUGUCAUCCAGUUCCGCGUCGUCUGGGAGGACGAUGCCGGCAACGUCCAGGUGAACCGCGGCUACCGCGUUCAGUUCAACUCGGCCCUGGGCCCGUACAAGGGCGGUCUCCGUCUCCACCCCUCCGUCAACCUCUCGAUUCUCAAGUUCCUUGGUUUCGAGCAGAUCUUCAAGAAUGCCCUCACUGGCCUGAACAUCGGUGGUGGUAAGGGUGGUGCCGACUUCGACCCCAAGGGUAAGAGCGACGCUGAGAUCCGCCGGUUCUGCGUUUCUUUCAUGCGCGAGCUCUCCCGCCACAUCGGUGCCGACACCGAUGUCCCCGCUGGUGACAUUGGUGUUGGUGGCCGCGAGAUCGGCUAUCUGUUUGGUGCCUACCGCCGCGAGCGCAACCGCUUCGAAGGUGUCCUCACCGGCAAGGGCCUCGACUGGGGUGGAUCGCUCAUCCGCCCUGAGGCCACCGGCUACGGCCUCGUGUACUAUGUCGGCCACAUGCUGGAGCUCGCCGGCGCUGGCGACUGGAAGGGCAAGCGCGUUGCCAUCUCCGGUUCCGGCAACGUCGCCCAGUACGCCGCCCUGAAGUGCAUUGAGCUUGGCGCCACUAUCGUCUCGCUCUCCGAUUCCAAGGGUGCGCUCGUCGCGUCUGGCGAGGGACAGGUCACCGUUGAGGAUAUUGAGGCCAUUGCCGACCUCAAGCUCAAGCGCAAGUCGCUGUCUGAGUACUCCGCCAAGGGCAACCUCCAGUACAUCGAGGGUGUCCGCCCGUGGCUCCACGUCGGCCAGGUCGAUGUCGCUUUGCCGUGCGCGACCCAGAACGAGGUCAGCAAGGAGGAAGCCCUCGGCCUGGUUGCCGGCGGUGCCCGUUUCGUCGCUGAGGGUUCCAACAUGGGCUGCACCCUCGAGGCCAUCGAGGUCUUCGAGAACGAGCGCCGCACUAAGCAGGGCAACGCUAUCUGGUACGCCCCCGGCAAGGCCGCCAACUGCGGUGGUGUCGCCGUGUCUGGUCUGGAGAUGGCGCAGAACAGCGCGCGCCUCUCGUGGACCCGCGAGGAGGUCGACCAGAAGCUCAAGGAUAUCAUGAAGACCGCCUUCGACAUUGGUGUCACCACCGCCAAGAACUACGUCGAGUCCGCCGAGGGCGAGCUUCCCAGCUUGGUCGCCGGCAGCAACAUUGCCGGUUUCGUCAAGGUUGCUCAGGCCAUGCAGGAGCACGCCGAUUGGUGGUGA
Messenger RNA from Dichotomopilus funicola, 1356 nucleotides. RefSeq names its product NADP-specific glutamate dehydrogenase. Gene Ontology annotation, cellular component: cytosol. The coding region runs from base 1 to 1356 and encodes 451 amino acids. The transcript has 4 exons. NCBI's taxonomy places the organism in Eukaryota, Fungi, Ascomycota, Sordariomycetes, Sordariales, Chaetomiaceae. Gene Ontology annotation, molecular function: L-glutamate dehydrogenase (NADP+) activity. The record is from RefSeq and is a predicted model, not a curated record.